Poecilia latipinna (sailfin molly) is the source of this 3449-nucleotide messenger RNA. RefSeq names its product ectonucleoside triphosphate diphosphohydrolase 3 (gene entpd3). Gene Ontology annotation, cellular component: plasma membrane. The record is from RefSeq and is a predicted model, not a curated record. The transcript is spliced from 10 exons. Bases 150 to 1670 code for a protein of 506 amino acids. Lineage: Eukaryota; Metazoa; Chordata; Actinopteri; Cyprinodontiformes; Poeciliidae. Gene Ontology annotation, biological process: nucleoside diphosphate catabolic process. Gene Ontology annotation, molecular function: UDP phosphatase activity; ribonucleoside triphosphate phosphatase activity; GDP phosphatase activity.
CUCCUCCUCACACAACUCACUUGCUUCUUAACUUCCUCUCUUUUCAUCUCUCAGUUGCUCCCUCGUUUCCUGCUGUGUUCAGUUACCCCGUCCUGUGAGCUAUCUUACUCCCACUCCCUGCCCUCAUCUGCAAAGCGAGCUCUGCACGCAUGCUUUGCCAACAGGAAAUGGGUUCCAAAAAGAAAAUGGGCUACAAGUGUCGCAUAGCAGGAGUGAUGCUCCUAUUGAUUGGAAGCAUUGCUGCCCUUGUUGUUGUUGCUGUUGUCCAGGACAAGUUAAAGGUUAAGGAGUAUGGAUUAGAGUUUGGCAUUGUGAUAGACUCCGGUUCCUCUCGCUCCAAUGUCUACCUGUACGAAUGGCCUGGGGAGAAGGAGAACGAGACCGGGGUGGUGACUGAAAGAAAGAACUGUAAAGUUAAUGGGGCUCCUAUCUCAGAACUCGAGGUCAGUUCCAAGGAAGAUGAAAAAACUUUUAAAGGAUUUCAAGACUGCAUGGAUAAAAUCAAGAAUCACAUUCCUGAAGAAAAGCACAAAACCACACCCCUGUUUCUGGGAGCGACAGCUGGGAUGCGUCUGCUAGAAAUGAAAGAUGAGAAAAGAGCCAAUAAAAUCAUGGGAAAACUCAGAGACUUCCUGAGUAAACAAGACUUCCAGUUCCACAAAGCUUCCAUCAUCACCGGACAGGAAGAGGGGCUGUACGGGUGGAUCACAGUGAAUUACCUGAAGGAAAAUUUCCUACAGAAAAACAUGUGGAACACUUACAUCCGUCCAAAUGGAGCAGAGACAGUCGGGUCUAUGGAUCUCGGCGGAGCAUCAACACAGAUCGCCUUCCAAGUUCAGGAACGUGGGGAGGGGGCUGACUACAAGAGUGUCAAGCUGUAUGGUUAUCCCUACACUGUCUACACACACAGUUUCCUCUGCUACGGCAAAAAUGAGGCUGACAAGAAGGUUUUGGACAAAGUAAUCAGGGAAUCAUCUGACCCAGCCUACGUAAUAAAUCCCUGCUACCCCAAAGGUUUCAACAUUACCAUACAAGCUUCAUCCAUUUAUGACACGGUGUGCAUACUGAAACCCAAAAACUACAACUCCAAUCAAGAGUUCUACAUGGUUGGAGGGGCCGACUCGGAAAAAUGCGGGGAAAUAGUGAAGUCCAUAUUUAACUUUCGGAACUGUUCCUCAAAGCAGUGCUCCUUCAACGGGGUGGAGCAGCCGCCAGUGACCGGAGAUUUUAUGGCAUAUGCUGGAUUCUUCUUCAUCGCUCGAGCGCUGGAGCAGAGUGGGAAAUCCGACCUUGAUCAGUUCAACAUUGCUGUUGGGAACUUCUGCAACACUGACUGGGCCGAGCUAAAACUAAAAAAGCACUGGAUCUCUGACGGAUACCUCAAGACCUACUGCUUUGCCAGUCACUAUGUCCUCACUCUUCUGGCAGAUGGCUAUAAGUUUGACAAUGAGACUUGGAAAAAUAUUCACUUUGAACAAAAGAUAAAGGAAACAAGCAUAGGCUGGAGUUUGGGCUACAUGCUGAGCAUGUCCAACAUGAUCCCGUCUGAAGUGAAAGAAAUCACUCCAAUGACAAACCCGGUCUUUGCUGGUCUCAUCUUUCUGUUUUCAGCUCUAAUCAUUGUAACAGCAGUCUUAGGAUUUAUCAUCCUCAUUCGUAUUUGCUAUUGAUAGGUGAUGAAAGGAAAUUAAGGAGAGCAUAGGAAAUUAUUUUGUUCUUUGCUGGAAUGUGCUGCAGCAGCAUGUGAUCAAGCAUGUUUGUGGAACAUCACUAAAUUAAGUGAUGUGUUUUUUUUUUUUUCAGUUCAAACUUCUGAUGCAAGAUUUACAUAGAAAAUGUAUUUGCACUUAAGUUUAUGGUUAAACAUUCUUUUUUCCCAGUGCUUGCAAAAGAUAAAUCACAUUGCAGGAGGACAACACAUAUUUUGCUUGCACUGGUCGAUUUUUUUUUCUCAGCAUCCACAGAAAAAUUGUGUUUUUUUUUUUGUUUGUUUUUUUUUUGUUGAAAAUAUCCAAAAUGUUGUUCUAAUGGGAACAUCAAGGAAACUUAUCAGUAUUUGUCCUGUUUCCUCAUGAUGAGGUAAUGCCCCUCCACUUCCGGUGUCAGUUCUACUUUUAGGUCACAGAUUCAUCACACAUCUAUGUAAGCAGACAUAAACAGGCCAUCCUUUUUUAUUUGAACAAAAAUGAAUUAGAAAGGGAUGAAGGGGUGAGUCGCCUCUGAGUCGCAGUAUCAGGGAACAGCAGUGCUCCUACCUGGCUUGAUAAUGACACGUCUUUAUUGCUUAUUGUAAUAAAUAAUAAAUUGUGAAUGUUUUUGUUAUAAUUGUAUUCAGAAAAACAUCAAGCAGUAUAGGAGGUGCGUAGCGCUGAGAUAAAACCUUCAGGAAAUGGCUCAUUUGCACUCUUUAGACUUUGGUUGCAUUUUUUGGUCGCAUUACGUAACUUUUAUUUAGUAACAAUGUUUUGUGGGACCAUCACUGUGUUAUGACAGUAUACUACAAUGACCCAUGCAAACUCAUCUGCCUCGUCCCAGUGUUCCCAGUACCAAAUGCAGAAAUUGAGCGCUCGGUCAGAAACAACCAAUCAGAGCCAGGAUGAGGUCUUAGUGCUGUAAAUCACUCUCGUGUACUAGCCGCUCACCCCACCCCCUUUUCUCAAUGCUACAUAACAGAAUUUUUUCAACAACAGAGAAUGUCAUGAAUGCUCAGUCUAGUUAUAAUGGCCGCUGAUGGACAAUUUUCCUGUAUUGGUAAGUUGUUUUCUCCGCUAUUAGCACAGUUAGCAGUGCAUACACAAGAAUGAUUGACAGCACUUGGACCUUCCUCCUGGCUCCAAUUGGUUGUUUCAGAUCAGGAGUGUUGGAUUUUUUCUGAUGGCGAUAGUAGCACUGGAAGGAGGUGAAGGAAAUCAAUCUUUUCACAAGUUUUCUGUCAUACUGUUACAACACUUUUAAUAAAUAUGUAUAUGUUGCAGCUUUAAGCGAUAAACAGGGCAGUGCCCAAAAAACACAUCUCUGUUUUUUCUUCAUCCCUCCUUUGAUCAUAGAAAGAUUAUGGUGGUAAAGCUCCAAGAACAAAAGUUUAAACUAAACAUUAGUGUUUGAUUAUUGUCUGUAACGUUUUCACACUUUAUAUCAGACAUCUGAAGUAUUAUACUUAGAUGUGGAAGAUCCACUUACAGAGUAACACAAAAACCAACUCUCAUACAUGAGAUCACUGAAAAACACUUGGAUGUCGUCAUGUCUUAUAUUCCAAAUUCAUUCAUGCAAUGGUUACGUAAUGUACCUAAUUAAAAAUAACUGUCUGUUCUUGAGGGUGUUUCAUUUUAGAACAAUUUUGACUGUACUUGAAAAACUGAUGCAUGUUUUUCAUUUUAUUGUACUUCCCCCACUGUUUCAAUGCUUUGAUAACUAACAUAACUGUAUAAUAAACAUGUUCUUUGACUGCA